AUGCAGGGUCUUGCGGAUGGUCCCGUCAAGACUCACCUGUUCCGGCUUGAACUAGAUUCACUAGAACAAGCCAUUUCCAUUGCGGAGCAGGAAGACUUCAGUCUGAGACAGGCUCGCGCCAGCUCGACAUCAUCGUAUCGUCAACCGAGACGAUAUGACAGCGGAGGUCCAGAGCCGAUGGAACUCUGUUAUGUAGAGAGCGAGAAGGCUCGCUCUACAGGCUACAAGAAGUUGCAGAGAUGCAACAGAUGUCAAAAGACAGGACACUACGCUUACGAGUGUAGUGCCCCUCGUCCAGUGUCUCGCAACACUGGGCGUAGUGACCGUCCACCCAUGAGAAAGGGGCAGGGACGAGGGUCCGCUGUUGGUGCAAAGACGCAACAACGGGAUGGACCGUCAAAAAACGGACAGGAUCAGUAG
Molecule: messenger RNA, 420 nt
Organism: Peronospora matthiolae
Lineage: Eukaryota; Oomycota; Peronosporomycetes; Peronosporales; Peronosporaceae
Source: the annotation of a GenBank genome assembly